GGCCGUUGGACUCAGCUUGCUUUCCCAAAAACAGCAGCCAGCCAGCCACAACUCCGUGAGUUUGGCCAACGUCAUACGGCUAUUUACGUGGGCAGCUUGGAGUUAUUUAGUUUACUUGUUGGGUGAAAAUGCAUAAAGAGACGAUGCUCACGAGGUCUAGCCUGCGCAAGGGUGCCUGUGCCUGCCCUUGUGUCUACUCUAGCUUGUGUUGUCCGCUUUUGUAUACGAAAACCAGAUUAGCGUUUAGUUGGUCCCCUUGUCGAGCGCCCCACAGCACUAUCCCAUCCAUAUCCAUCCAUGCGCCUUCGUUAGCCCUUUCAAGCGCCCAGCUAAGAAGGCAUGCUUGCCCGGUGCCGUUGUCCGUAGCGCGAACUGGCUCUGUCAGCUUGCAAGCAGCUGCCGGGUAUCCCAGAUCCCAGUACGACAAAGACACCAAUACCCCUGCGAACCAGGCUGCACACAAAACCGCUUUCUUCACAGGCAGUUACGCAGUAGCAUUCGGCCUCGCACUUACAAUUGCACCCAAGACCAUUUUUGGCCUGCUGUUCCGCUCCGAAACCGUGUCAUCCGGUUGGAUCCGAGUUGGCGGCAUCCUGUUCACCCUCAUCGGCUGGCAGUACCUGGGAACAGCACUUGGGGACAGGAAGGACCAGGGCGCUCGCGGCUUCUACUCCGCCAGCGUCUGGUCGCGUCUGGCGCUCGCUGCCGCCUUCGUGCUGCUGGUUGCCGCCGGGCAGUCGCCUCCCGGGCUGCUGCUGCUGGCGGCGCUGAAUGUGGCGGGAGCGGGCGCCAUGUACCAUGCACUGAGGGGGGGGAGGGGCACUGAUGAUGGAACACCCAAUACGUUGAAUGAGGAAGGCGAGCAAGCCGACGAGGG
This is a messenger RNA of Astrephomene gubernaculifera, 877 nucleotides long. Lineage: Eukaryota; Viridiplantae; Chlorophyta; Chlorophyceae; Chlamydomonadales; Astrephomenaceae. The record is from the annotation of a GenBank genome assembly.